AUGAAGAAAUUUGAACUAAGCUCUAAGCCAAAGAUUAAAUUAGCAAAAGAGAAAAUCAGUGAGAAAAAAAUUAUAGUUUCAUGUGAUACUUUUUUGUUCGUGUUUAUUAAUUUGCUUUUUUUGAAAAUAAGGGCAAACAAAAAAAUAAAUAAAAACCAAGAAAAAAGAAAAAAAACCGUAAAGAAAGAAGUAGAUGUUGUGAAGUUUUUCAUAAGAAAAAUAAAAGUGAAAAUUGUCGCUUAUUUGGAUUACAAAUUUAGCGAAGAGAAAUUAGUUGUUGCUACUCAGAUAAGAUAA
This is a messenger RNA of Clunio marinus, 297 nucleotides long. Lineage: Eukaryota; Metazoa; Arthropoda; Insecta; Diptera; Chironomidae. The record is from the annotation of a GenBank genome assembly.